This is a messenger RNA of Gilbertella persicaria, 2331 nucleotides long. RefSeq lists its product as uncharacterized. Lineage: Eukaryota; Fungi; Mucoromycota; Mucoromycetes; Mucorales; Choanephoraceae. The coding region runs from base 1 to 2331 and encodes 776 amino acids. The transcript has 6 exons. Gene Ontology annotation, molecular function: lipid binding. The record is from RefSeq and is a predicted model, not a curated record.
AUGGCUACUAUUUAUCAUCAAUACGGUAGAGGAGACUCUACUUUUAUUUGUCCUCAAUCCAAGCCAGUCCAAGAUGAUUCUCCUCAACUUGAAAAUGCAAAACGAAGACUCUCUGAGCAAUCUGAAAGACGCUUAUCAGAGCAACGCAGACGGUCUUCCAUUACCAGUGAAAAAGUAUCUGCUCUAGAUAGCAUGGACUCAUUGCGUAAAGGCAAACUACCUACUAACCACCAACUGGACCGUAUCAUGACAGGUCUCUUGAACAGUGAGACCAUCGAGACAAACAAGAGGUCCAUGUCUGAAGAUGGCCAAUUGCUUCUUGAAGACUUUCAAGAACUCUUAAUGACACUUCAGCGUGCUUUAAAGACCAAGAAUCAAGAUGAACUAUUUCAAUCGAUGUUCUAUCAUGUUCGCAAAUCAGAACAGGCAAUCCAACAACCUAGUCAGACUGAACUCAAGACAAGUGCUGGUGCUAUCUUCAAGAUUGCCAAGUUGGUUCUUUUUAAUGCCAAAUUUAGAGUCUUGCUAAGUCAAAUCUUGGUGGUGGCUCAACAAGCCAUCGGGACUCGACUUGAACAAGGCGGGAAGACGAUCCAGGAAAAUCAUGCAGCUUCAGCCAAUCAGAUAUUGGGCGAUCAUCGAAAUUUCCUGCAACAUCGGUUUAUGGAGUCUGAACAUGGUCUUCAAGACGAUAGUGGUCAUGUUCUGGGUGAUCCUAAAGACAUGCAUUAUGGUCCUCAUCAUCAAGGAAAUCAACCUACUGUCUCAGAAACACAUCGAAAUUUUCUGCAACAUCGAUUCAUGGACACUGAAGCCAUGACAACCAAAGAUGAUGGUGGCCACACACUUACUGAAACUAACCCACACUCACCUGAUGGCGAUGCUCAUCUUAUCAAACGAUUCAAGGCAGGAUCUCAAGAGACAGAAUUAAAUUACAGUGGUGCCCAUGCUGCUGCUGACCUGUUCCGUGACAUACCUAACCAACCCACCAUGAUAAGCACUCAACCACAGGAACCUACUGCGACGAUAAACGCCAUAAUUUCUCAGCUUAAAGAGAUUGCUACUACUGUUCAGCAGAACCCUGAAUACCAACAAGCGAUCUCUGCUUUACUUUCCUUGUUUGGUGACUGGGGAAAACGAUUGACGGAGAACACACGCUUUGACCACUUGGAUCGUCGUUGUUCUUCUACUGUAGAACCCUCUGAAGAAGCAGAAUACUAUACCUAUACAGCAUCUCGUGAGGCCAAGGCUAUUCUUGAAGAUUGGGCUCAAGGCAAAUCAUUGGAUCCCAUAAUUGAAAAGGGACAUGAUUUAGCCACCAACAUCAAGCAAGACACUGAAUUGCAACAGUUAUACAAUGAGAUUUCAGAUUAUAUUCAUAAACUGUUAAAAGAACCUGGUUAUCUUGAAGCAAAUCAAUCAACACAAGAUGGUAAAAGACUUGUGGAACAACUACGUCAAUCUGCUGUUGAAAAAUACAGGCCAGAAGCAAACAGCAUCUUACAAGAAGCAAGCGACUUUGUCCAGACAGUCACCAAUGACCCUAUCUCCAAAGAUAUUUCAAAGCGUGUGAAAUCAAUCCAUCGAAAUUUGUGGUAUGAUGGCCAUGGCCAUACUGCAUUCAAGCCUCAAUUGUUGAAUGACAUCAGAAUCACUUUGAUUCCUGCUUUGAUUGAACAAGUCAGAUAUGUAGCCCUUCCACAAAUUGUGUACAGUGAUAGACAAUAUGAAAUUGCUAUUGAAAACAUGAUUUUAGCGGGUGAUACAUUGAUGCCUGAUAUUUUUGAAAUCAGAGCUGAGGACUAUUUGAGAUUUAGUCCCAAAGCAGAAUUGAGUUAUACAAAUUCCCAAAGUAUUCAUAUUGACAUGUCAGGCAUUCAGACCAGUAUGGACGACGUCGUCUUUUAUUACAAGAGAAAGGUUGGAUUUCCUCGACUCUCUGAUUCAGGUGUUGUUUCUCUUCAUACUGGAGGUGAUGGUUUGAAGAUUUCUAUGGUCAUUGCAAGUAGUUCUGUUGAUCAAAAGCAUACGUUCCGUCUUGACAAAUGUUAUUGUCAUAUCGAUAAGUUGAAUGUCAAAGUUCAUCAUAGUAAACACAAUAUGCUUUAUAAAGUCAUGAGUCCUUUAUUAACAGGUAUUGUCAAAAGACAAAUGGCCAAAUCCAUUGAAACCAAGUUACAAGACAUAUUUGAAAAGGGAGAUGCAAAAAUCACUCAACAUUUGUUCUCAAAGCAAGAUCAAUCAAAGCAAAGCAAAAAGGUGUCUUCUAAAAGACCUGGAUUGUUUUCUCAUGUUAUUAAUGUCUUGAAUCAAAAAAUAGCUUCUAUCUAA